This is a messenger RNA of Diospyros lotus (date-plum), 4695 nucleotides long. RefSeq names its product myosin-1. The record is from RefSeq and is a predicted model, not a curated record. The transcript has 23 exons. Gene Ontology annotation, cellular component: myosin complex; actin cytoskeleton; cytoplasm. Lineage: Eukaryota; Viridiplantae; Streptophyta; Magnoliopsida; Ericales; Ebenaceae. Bases 829 to 4332 code for a protein of 1167 amino acids. Gene Ontology annotation, biological process: vesicle transport along actin filament; actin filament organization. Gene Ontology annotation, molecular function: microfilament motor activity; actin filament binding; ATP binding.
GGGAAGAGAGAAAAGGAAAACUGAAAAGCAAAAGCUGCAUCGUCUCCACACGCCUUGGAUUUCCUAUUGGCAUCUCUCUCUUUCUUUCUCUCUCUCUCUUCUUCUUCUUCCAUUGGGCGGAGAUCGAGCGCAUUCCCUCUCCAUCUCUCCAAAUCUCCCAACAUCUGUGCUGUUUGGCCUUCGAUUUGGCACUUUCUUGGGACUCUCCGAAGAUCUCCGACGAUUAUUCGUUGUCGCCUCAGUCUUCGGUUUUUUUGGGUUGUGGCGGCAAGUUUGGUAGGGUUUAGACGUUCCCGUUGCAGAACUAGAUCCGUCAGACAGGUGAGCGACUUCACCGGGUGUUUGAACUGGCAAAGAGGUAAGUUUAAGUACUUCUUUUCGGUUUGUAGUUCGUGGACGGUUUGUUGUUGUUGGGACGAUCGGAAUCCGCAAGUAGAUCCUGUUGAGAUUCUUCAGAUUUUGCAUGUGUAUGUGUUUUGAAGUCCGGGAUCAGUUGAAGAAGUUAAAUUUAGAACUAGUAGAGUUAUUCGGUUAUGAAAUUAUGGGGCUUGGUCUGAUUUCUUUUGAAGAGGCUUGGGUUUAAUCUCUGUGAAAGUGAUUGCUGGUUCAAAGUCUUCGAAUUGGAUAUUGUCAGUGCCGAUUGAUCAGUGACGAGCAUUACAGUCUGUUUCGCAAAUUAUGGUCCCCUCCAUUAAGUUUCUUAGAUAAGUCGUGGGACCUUGUUAAAGUUUGAUUUCCCUUUUGGAGAAGAAAAGUUAGCUUUUUGAUUUCUCUGAUCUUUAUCCUGUUGUGCCUGGCGAAGCUCAUUCACGCAACCCUCCACGGCAAAUGUCACAGAAAACUCGGGCAUCGCCUUCACUUCAAUCGAUCAAGUCAUUGCCUGUGGACUUCAGGAUUUUGGGUUUGGGCUCUUAUCCUUCUGAGAACUCUGAUUCUGCCAAUACGAGCAAUGGUAGUAUGAUCCUCAAUGCCAUUCCUGAGAAUGGUGAUCUAGCAGUUGGUCGUGGCCAGGAUAUUGGUAGUGAUAUGGAUCAGGAUAAUGAUGAAUCACCGUAUAAUAGAUUUGAUGUAUCUGCUGAGGUGAGGCCUUCUGUAGAUGAUGAGGACCGGGAUUUGGCACCAUCUCCUUUGCGUUCCUUUGUCCCAUCCCGAACUGAUUCCAAGUGGAGUGACACCAAUGCAUAUGCUGCAAAGAAGAAGCUCCAAUCUUGGUUGCAACUUCCUGAUGGGAACUGGGAGCUGGGAAAGAUACUGUCAACUUCAGGAGCAGAAUAUGUUUUAUCACUGUCUGAAGGAAAAGUAUUAAAGGUAAAUUCUGAAAAUCUGUUACCAGCAAAUCCUGAUAUUUUGGAUGGUGUUGAUGAUCUGAUGCAACUAAGUUAUCUGAAUGAACCCUCAGUAUUAUACAAUCUUCAGUAUAGAUAUGAUCGAGAUGUUAUUUAUACAAAAGCAGGACCGGUGUUGGUUGCCAUUAAUCCCUUCAAGAAAGUGCCUUUGUAUGGAAAUGAUUAUAUUGAAGCAUAUAAGCGCAAGUCUACAGAGAGCCCGCAUGUUUAUGCAAUCACAGAUACAGCCAUCCGGGAAAUGAUACGAGAUGAAGUAAAUCAAUCCAUCAUCAUAAGUGGUGAAAGUGGAGCAGGAAAGACUGAGACAGCAAAGAUAGCAAUGCAAUAUUUGGCUGCUCUUGGAGGUGGUAGUGGAAUAGAACACGAAAUAUUGAAAACUAAUCCAAUUUUAGAGGCCUUUGGUAAUGCCAAAACGUCAAGAAACGACAAUUCAAGUCGUUUUGGAAAGCUGAUUGAAAUUCACUUCAGUGAAACUGGAAAAAUAUCGGGUGCUAAGAUUCAAACCUUUUUACUUGAGAAGUCUAGAGUUGUCCAAUGCACUGAGGGAGAAAGGUCGUAUCAUAUAUUUUAUCAACUUUGUGCUGGAGCUCCAUCUCUUCUUAGAGAGAAGUUGAAUUUGAAAACUGCAAAUGAAUAUAAAUAUUUGAGGCAAAGCGAUUGCUACUCAAUUUCUGGGGUUGAUGAUGCUGAGCAGUUUCGCAUUGUGAUGGAAGCUUUGGAUGUUGUUCAUGUUAGUAGAGAGGAUCAAGAAAGUGUACUAGCAAUGCUUGCUGCAGUGUUAUGGUUGGGAAAUGUCUCCUUUGCAGUGAUUGAUAAUGAAAACCAUGUUGAACCUGUGGCUGAUGAAGGUCUAAUCACUGUUGCUAAGUUGAUUGGUUGUACUGAUGUGGAGCUAAAGCAAGCUUUAUCAACUCAUAAAAUGAGAGUUGGAAAUGAUAAUAUUAUUCAGAAGCUUACCCUGUCUCAGGCUAUAGAUGCAAGAGAUGCUUUGGCAAAAUCAAUAUAUUCUUGUUUGUUUGACUGGUUAGUUGAACAAAUUAACAAGUCACUUGCAGUAGGCAAACGUCGUACUGGAAGAUCCAUCAGCAUUCUUGAUAUCUAUGGAUUUGAAUCAUUUGAUAGAAACAGUUUUGAGCAGUUUUGCAUAAACUAUGCAAAUGAGAGACUGCAACAACACUUUAAUCGGCACUUAUUCAAGUUAGAGCAGGAGGAAUACAUUCAAGAUGGCAUUGAUUGGGCAAAAGUUGAUUUUGAAGACAACCAAGAUUGUUUGAAUCUUUUUGAGAAGAAACCAUUAGGGUUGUUGUCUCUGUUAGACGAAGAGUCCACCUUCCCAAAUGGUACAGAUUUGACAUUUGCCAACAAGCUCAAGCAGCAUCUGAAUUCUAAUUCCUGUUUCAGAGGAGAACGGGGCAAAGCUUUUAGUGUCUGUCAUUAUGCAGGGGAGGUUAUGUAUGACACAACUGGGUUUCUGGAGAAAAACCGGGACUUAUUACACUUGGACUCCAUUGAACUUUUGUCUUCUUGCACCUGCCAACUUCCUCAGAUAUUUGCUUCCAAUUUGGCUGCCCAAUCAGAGAAGCCUGUUAUUGGUGCAUUAUAUAAAUCAGGUGGAGCUGAUUCACAAAAGCUAAGUGUUGCAACAAAAUUUAAGAGUCAAUUAUUCCAACUAAUGAAACGUUUAGAGAGUACAACACCACAUUUCAUACGUUGUAUCAAGCCCAAUAACUUUCAAUCCCCUGGAAAAUAUGAGCAAGGACUUGUCCUUCAGCAGCUGAAAUGCUGUGGCGUCCUAGAAGUUGUUCGAAUAUCAAGAUCCGGUUUCCCCACCAGGAUGUCUCAUCAGAAGUUCUCGAGAAGGUAUGGUUUUCUUUUGCUGGACAAUGUUGCAUCACUAGAUCCACUCGGUGUUUCAGUUGCCAUUCUUCAUCAGUUCAAUAUUCUGCCUGAGAUGUAUCAAGUUGGCUACACAAAACUGUUCUUCCGCACUGGCCAGAUUGGCGUACUGGAGGAUACAAGAAAUCGUACUCUCCAUGGCAUCUUACGUGUUCAAAGUUGUUUUAGAGGUUACCAAGCUCGCUGUUACUUAAAGGAACUGAGGAGGGGAAUUGCCACCCUUCAAUCAUUUGUACGGGGUGAGAAAACCAGGAAGGAAUUCACAGCCCUGUUAAAGAGGCAUAGAGCUGCUGCAAUCAUACAAAAGCAUGUGAAGGGAAAGAUUGAAAGGAAAAGAUUUGUGGAUGUUUGUCAUGCGAGUGUUAUAAUACAAUCAGUUAUUCGUGGCUGGUUAGUCAGGAGGUGCUCUGGAGACAUAGGAUUACUGCAAUUUGGAUGCAGAAAGGGUAACGAGUCAGAUGAGGUUUUGGUGAAGUCAUCAUUCCUUGCGGAGUUACAGCGCCGAGUUCUUAAAGCUGAGGCUGCUCUGAGGGAGAAGGAAGAGGAGAAUGACAUCCUCCAUCAACGCCUCCAACAGUACGAGAGCCGAUGGUCUGAGUACGAGUUGAAGAUGAAAUCCAUGGAAGAAAUCUGGCAGAAACAAAUGAGAUCGCUCCAAUCCAGCCUUUCUAUUGCCAAAAGGAGCUUGGCUGUUAAUGACUCCGAGAGGAACUCUGAUGCGUCAGUUAACGAUGACAGCUGGGACACCGGAAGCAAUUUCAAGGUCUCCGAAAACAAUGGGCUGAGACCAAUGAGUGCCGGCCUGAGUGUCAUAGGUCGGCUGACCGAAGAAUUUGAACAGAGGAGCCAAGUGUUUGGCGACGAUGCAAAGUUCUUGGUGGAGGUCAAGUCGGGUCAGGUCGAGGCAAGCUUGAAUCCUGAUCGUGAGCUUAGAAGGUUAAAACAGAUGUUCGAAGGGUGGAAGAAGGAUUACGGGGCAAGACUGCGUGAAACAAAGGUGAUUCUAAACAAGCUUGGAACUGAAGAAGGGGCAAGCGAGAAGGUGAGAAAGAAGUGGUGGGGAAGAAGGAAUAGCACAAGGAUAAACUGAAAAAUGAAAUGGGUAUCAGUAUCAGUUAUAAGUAUUAAUAUCAGUAUCAGUAUCAAUCCAUACUGCUGGGUUCCCGGCAAUUGUGUUAAAUUCAUAUACAAUAUUAAAAGGGUGAUUGCAGAAGCCUGGUGAGAUUCAUUCAACAUAUGUAUAUUUUUUUUGUUUUCUUUUUUGGGUUUUGUUUUGUUUUUCUUCAAUGAUAUUGAUGUGGCAGUAGUUCUAUUUUAUGUAUGACUGACUAUUCUCUGGCUACCAAUGCCAGUCAAGUCUGUAAGAGAUAAUGGCAAUUUAUUGUGCAGAAAAAAAAUCAUCAUGAUAUGAUAUCAAUCGGUCAAUGAUACUACUGCUGGUUUUGCUUUUGCA